UUCGGUCAUCGUUCCCACUCAGCGUUCAGAUUUCGAACAUCGAUAAACACCCUGUUGAUACUUAAUAUUCUAUUCCUUCACCAAAGUUGCUCGGAACCUCAAUUUCUGCUGGUAAUCUGCGAAAGACUUCAGGUUGCUCGAAACUUGUUUGCUUAUUGGUGAGGACCUAUCUUUGGAUCUUUGGCAGGAAGUCGAGAUAAUAGACUAAUGCUUGCCAUAUAGAAUGGAUUCUCAAUAUUUUGGGUAUAGUAUUUGUGGUGCAGAGUUACCCUAUCCUUCUUAUUCUACUGUCUCCUCCAUACCAGCAAAGCUGUUCCAACCCUUGACAUUUAGCUCAAGAAACUCUCCCAAUUCGCCGUUCUCUACUCAGUUCGAUACAGAGACAAUCCCAACAUACAGCGACAGCCUUGAACAGCAUAGUUCGUCCGAUAACUUCUCUGCUGUCACCCCUUGCAAUACUUCUCUGGAUUCCAACAGCUACCGUAAAGAAGGAAGGCCAUCUCCCUUCUGCCGCCAGAAUAGUCUACCAUAUCAUUCCACUGAAUCGCCUUUCCAACCGAAUGCAAAUAACUAUCAGAGCAUAAGGCACGUGUUGCAGGAGUUGGAGAGCACUCUUAUGGCUCCGGACGAAGAUGAUGAAGUCACGACGUCGUCCGAGCCCUUCUUAGGAGGUAAUAAGCGACCUCAUCCGCUUGGUCCUAGGUCAAGAUCGUGGAACCAGGAAGCCCAGAUAUCGUCACCUGGCAGUUCCCGUUUCGGGAGCUCGAGCAGUGAGGUCCAUCUUCCACGACACCAAGGAUCACCGGAGGACUUUGCAGUACACGGCGGUGCUCCUCCGAGCAAUCUGAAACAGCUUCUGAUGGCGUGCGCCGGAGCUCUGUAUGAGGAUAAAGUAUAUGAGUUUGAGAAACUCGUCGCACAGGCUCGAACCAAAGUUUCUAUUAGCGGGGAGCCGAUACAGCGCCUCGGCGCUUACAUGUUGGAAGGGUUGAUAGCAAGGAAGGAGUUGUCGGGCACAAACAUAUACCGCGCCCUGAAGUGCAACGAGCCGGAGAGCAAGGAGUUGCUGUCGUACAUGCACAUUCUCUACGAGAUAUGCCCGUAUUUGAAAUUCGGGUAUAUGGCAGCAAACGGCGCAAUCGCAGAAGCAUGUCGACACGAGGACCGCAUCCACAUCGUCGAUUUCCAGAUCGGACAGGGGACACAAUGGAUGACUCUCUUGCAAGCACUUGCAGCCAGGCCUAGCGGUGCCCCUCAUGUCCGAAUUACUGGUAUCGACGAUCCCGUCUCACAGUACGCCCGCGGAGACGGCCUAUCGGCAGUGGGAUGUCGCCUCGCAGCGAUCUCCGAGAAAUUCAACAUCCCCGUCGAGUUCCACGCCGUUCCAGUUUUCGCGCCGGAUAUCACCCGGGACUUGCUCGAUGUUCGCCCCGGCGAGGCCCUGGCGGUGAAUUUCCCGCUGCAGCUCCACCACACUCCCGACGAGAGCGUCGACGUUACGAAUCCAAGAGACGGGCUUUUACGAAUGGUGAAAUCGCUGUCGCCGAAGGUGGUCACUCUGGUGGAGCAAGAAUCGAACACGAACACGGCCCCGUUUCUCCCGAGAUUCAAAGAGGCUCUGGAGUUUUACUCAGCGAUGUUCGAGUCGAUAGACGUGACGAUGCCGAGGGAGAGGAAAGAGCGGAUCAACGUGGAGCAGCACUGUCUGGCGAGGGACAUCGUGAACAUCGUGGCGUGCGAAGGAAGGGAGAGAGUCGAGCGGCACGAGCUACUGGGGAAGUGGCGGUCGAGGUUUUUGAUGGCCGGAUUCCGGCAGUUCGCGCUGAGCUCGUACGUGAACUCGGUGAUUCGACAGCUGCUGAGAUGCUACUCGGAACACUACACGUUGGUAGAGAAGGAUGGGGCGAUGCUGUUGGGAUGGAAAGACAGGAAUCUUGUUUCUGCAUCUGCUUGGUGCUAAUCUAAUCUCGAAUCUGAAUCUAAGGUAAGUAUAUAUGGGAAUGGGGGAUGUUGUUUUCAGUGUCAACCAAAAUUUUGCAUGUUCCUUAUUGUUCUUAUACAUUUGAUCGAUUGAUUAAUUGAUUAGUUGGUUAAUAAUAUGUCGACUGCUUCAA
This is a messenger RNA of Andrographis paniculata, 2114 nucleotides long. RefSeq names its product scarecrow-like protein 21. Gene Ontology annotation, biological process: regulation of DNA-templated transcription. The coding region runs from base 224 to 1960 and encodes 578 amino acids. The transcript has 2 exons. Gene Ontology annotation, molecular function: sequence-specific DNA binding; DNA-binding transcription factor activity. The record is from RefSeq and is a predicted model, not a curated record. NCBI's taxonomy places the organism in Eukaryota, Viridiplantae, Streptophyta, Magnoliopsida, Lamiales, Acanthaceae. Gene Ontology annotation, cellular component: nucleus.